AUGCCAACCUCUUCACCUGUAUUUCGAGGAUCACGUAGAUACUAUCCUCCUAGUAGGAAUAUGAAACCAGAUAUUGUAUUGGAGUUAGCAUGGAGACAUGGUCUUAAUGACUUUGCUAUGCCAUAUUUGAUCCAAGUUUUACGCGAAUUCUCUCUUAAGGUUGAUUCAUUAGAAAAGGCAAAUGCUGAAAGAUCAGCAAAAGAACAAGAGCGUGAAAAAUCGGAAAAUGAAACACCAAUUAUAGGUUUGGGAAAUCAACGUUUACUUACUCAAUGGACAUAA
Molecule: messenger RNA, 282 nt
Organism: Entrophospora sp. SA101
Lineage: Eukaryota; Fungi; Glomeromycota; Glomeromycetes; Entrophosporales; Entrophosporaceae
Source: the annotation of a GenBank genome assembly